Trematosphaeria pertusa is the source of this 1563-nucleotide messenger RNA. RefSeq names its product SET domain-containing protein. The transcript has 2 exons. Gene Ontology annotation, molecular function: protein binding. Bases 1 to 1563 code for a protein of 520 amino acids. Gene Ontology annotation, cellular component: nucleus. Lineage: Eukaryota; Fungi; Ascomycota; Dothideomycetes; Pleosporales; Trematosphaeriaceae. The record is from RefSeq and is a predicted model, not a curated record.
AUGGCCCUAGAAGCCCCGCAACCGGGCGCAACAUCAUUGCCCUUCUAUCUCGCUCCAUCAGAAGCCUGUGUUAAUGAGAAGGGCGAACGUAUCGGCAAAGGCAUCAUCGCAGGAACAGACUUCAAGGGCGGAGAACUCAUCGCCGCCCUCAAGCGUCCCCUCGUCGGGUCUUUAGAUACCGAGAGGCUGAAAGAUACCUGCGCCAAUUGCUACGUCUGGACGGAGGGAUCGUCACUGGGAUCAAGACUAUAUCGAUUUCGAUAUUGCAGCAAAGCAUGCCAGAAAGAAGCCUGGAAUCGGGGUCACAAGCAUGAGUGCAAGAACUUGAAGCCCGUCAGCGACAAGGAGAUCCCGAAGGCUGUCCUGGCUUGCAUGGACGUCUUGGUCAGGAGAAAACACGGGCUCAUUCUAGAUCGGGACUGGGAGAUGCUGUGCGAGCUGGAUACGCAUAUCGAUGAUUUCAAGCGGAACGGGAAGUACGGUGGCAUUGAGCUGAUGGCCCUUGGCACUAGUCAGUUCUCGUUUACCCAGGACACGUUCAGCAAAGACUUCGUUGCUGGAAUGUAUGCGAGGAUACUUUCCAACUCUCUGACGCUGGUAACGCCGACGUACGAUCCGCUCGGAAUCAUGAUAGACCCCGUACUGAGCUACCUGAACCACUCAUGCGACCCGAACGCGUAUGUUGUCAUGGAUGGACCGGGGGUCGAGCUCCGGGCUCUGAAAGACAUCAAGAAAGACGAGGAGAUCUACAUCUCCUACAUCGACACGACGAUUCCCUACGCGCGGCGCCAGACCGAGCUGAAAGAACGCUGGUUCUUCACGUGCAGGUGCAGCAAAUGUCGCAAGGGGCCCUCUCAGCAAGAAGACAAAUGGGCCAUCGAUCCCAGGGACCUCGCCGACAAGUGGAAAGAGGUGGCUGACGAUAUGAUUAAGGGCGCUGAGUCUGCAAGUGAUCCAGCGAACUAUGUGGGAAGUUCUAUCGAUGAGAAGAGGGUUGCCGCACUCCAAGGCGAGGCGUUCAGAGUGUACGAACAAGAGCAACGGGCGUGCGAUCCGGCAGAAGCAAUCGCAACGAUUGAGGAUGGCAUGCGAUUAUGCUUCCAGUCGGGCCUAUGGCCUGUAUACCGUCAACCGUACGCCGCCUUUCGCGACGACCUCAUUGUCAAUAUGCUCGCAGCGGGUAACUAUGACCUCGCAUGGGUUCAAUGUGCGAAGAGGAACCGCCACAUCAUACCGAAGCUCUACUCACAAGUCCAUCACCCGAUCCGUGUGGUUCAGACAUGGCAGAUGGCGAUGUUAGCGCAGUACCUGGCUAGUGAAGGCCGUGAAAUUGCGCCUGGGGUCGAUAUGGCCGUCAUAGCGGCAAUGCUCAUCCACUUCGUCGCCACAACAUCAAAGACGAGCCAUGGACCAAACAGCGCGUUUUCAAGGAGCGUGCAGAAGAAAUACGAAGAGGUGGAAGCCGAACUCGUCAGUAAAUUCGGUUCGAAGGAUGGUGCCGAUGCAACUGUGAAGCGCCAGGCACACUUGUUAAUGGAGAUGGGGGAUUGGGUACAGGUCUAG